Cajanus cajan (pigeon pea) is the source of this 1533-nucleotide messenger RNA. RefSeq names its product amino acid transporter AVT3B. Lineage: Eukaryota; Viridiplantae; Streptophyta; Magnoliopsida; Fabales; Fabaceae. Gene Ontology annotation, cellular component: vacuolar membrane. Gene Ontology annotation, biological process: neutral amino acid transport; amino acid transmembrane transport. The record is from RefSeq and is a predicted model, not a curated record. Gene Ontology annotation, molecular function: neutral L-amino acid transmembrane transporter activity; L-amino acid transmembrane transporter activity.
CUCAUUAACCUCCACAAAAAUCACGUACUUUCUCCUCCCUUUGAGUGUUGUUGCUUCUUCUGCACAUCACCUUCUAUUUGCAGAAGAAGUACCUUUAUUCAUCAUUCCAAUGGGGUUUCAAAACAUUGAAACCCCACGAGAAGACACGCCUCUUCUCUCUAAUGCACCUAUUCUCUCCUCAAAAUUCAAGACCUUUGCCAAUGUCUUCAUAUCUAUUGUGGGUUCUGGCGUGCUUGGCCUUCCUUAUACCUUCAAGAAAACAGGUUGGCUAAUGGGUUUGCUUAUGAUUUUCCUCGUUGCAUUCCUAACUUACUAUUGCAUGAUGCUCCUCGUCCACACUCGUCGCAAGCUUGAAUCCAUUGUGGGGUUUCCUAAAAUCAACUCUUUCGGAGAUUUAGGGUAUGCCAUUAGUGGCCAUGUUGGAAAAUCAUUCAUUGAUGCCAUGAUCGUGAUUUCUCAAUGUGGUUUCUGUGUCGGAUACCUUAUUUUCAUUUCCACCACUUUGGCCCAUCUCGCUAGUAACACAUCAACAUCGUCCUUAUUUUUGGGUUUCACACCAAAGGUCUUGUUUCUAUGGAGUUGUUUUCCCUUCCAAUUAGGGUUGAAUGCAAUCCCAACUUUGACCCAUUUGGCUCCUUUAAGCAUUUUUGCUGAUGUUGUUGAUAUUACAGCCAAGAGUGUGGUGAUGGUGGAAGAUGUGUUUGUGUUUAUGAAGAAUAGACCUCAUUUGGAGGCUUUUGGGGGUUGGUCUAUGUUUUUCUAUGGUUUAGGUGUGGCUGUGUAUGCAUUUGAAGGGAUAGGAAUGGUUUUGCCGUUGGAAUCAGAGGCCAAGGAUAAGGACAAAUUUAGUGGCGUUCUUGGUUUGGGAAUGUUUCUCAUUUCUCUAUUGUAUGCAACAUUUGGUGCUUUGGGUUACUUUGCUUUUGGGGAACAAACUCAAGGGAUUAUUACUACCAAUCUGGGACAAGGAGUGGUAAGUGCUUUGGUGCAAUUAGGCCUUUGCAUCAACUUAUUUGUUACUUUUCCAUUGAUGAUGAAUCCUGUUUAUGAGGUGGUUGAGAGACGAUUAUGUGACUCUAAAUAUUGUUUGUGGCUAAGGUGGUUGUUGGUGUUGGGGGUAUGUUUGGUGGCACUUUCGGUGCCUAAUUUUGCAGAUUUUUUGUCAUUAGUGGGCAGUAGCAUUUGUGUCAUUCUUAGCUUUGUGUUGCCUGCUUUGUUCCAUUAUUUGGUGUUUAGAGAGGAGAUGAGUUGGAGUUGUAUAUUGUGGGAUGGGGCAGUAGUGGUUUUUGGGUUGGUUAUUGCAGUGACAGGAACUUGGUCCUCGUUAAUGGACAUUCUUGCCUCCAAUGCUUGAUUAGACAAGAAAACUUCCUAUUACCAACCACUUAAUCAUGAGUUUGAUUAAGUUGAGAUUUUUUUUUCCUUAUGGAGCAAUGGAAAUUUUUGCGUUUUUUGUGUAGUUUUUUUGGACGAAGCGAUGGAGGUUAAUUUUUACUUAAUUGGGUAAUCAAUUGCAUUUGACGCAAUUCUUAA